AUGUCACGUCGUAGAGCCUUUGACACCUCCCUCUCGGGCGGCAAGGGCAAGGCCCCCGCUGGAAACGCGUCCAAGGGCAAAGCCCCCGCUACCGUCACUCCUCCAGACGCCGAGACUGCUAUCAUGCACGUCCCCACCCACCCAACAGUCGCCGAGAGCACCAAAAAGGCUGUCGCGACCGUGACGCCUCCAGAGCUUGAUGACGCAAACUUGUGCUUUAUCUGUGCCGAGCCCGUCACCUUUUGGUCCGUGGGCCAGUGUGGCCACACCGUGUGCCACGUCUGCGCCAUCCGUCUGCGCGUCUUCUACAAGAUGCUCGAGUGCGCGUACUGCAAGACGCUCUGCCCUUCUCUGAUGUUCUCGCGGUCGGUCAACACUCCCUUCCCCGAAGGCCCGUUCCGUCACCCAAGCAACGCGGGCGCGAUCGAGCGUGCACAAGCCGAUGCGGACAAGCCCGAAAACAAGGGCAAGAAGUGGUACCAAGGUCUCGUGUUACCUGGCACUCUUGACUUGAAGUCGUUUGACUACGCGGACGAGAAGCUGGGCGUGGCAUUCGAGGACGAACAGGUGAUGGAAGAGUCCCUCUUGCUCCUCCGCUUCAACUGCCCGUACCCGGACUGCGCGCACAUGGCAAAUGGGUGGCAGCAGCUGGAAAAGCACACACUCGCCGAACACGGUCUGGUGUUCUGCAAGAUUUGUACUCGCCAGCUGUCUCGUUUCUCGCACGAGCAGGUCCUGUACCCACCGCACUUGUUGGCUUUGCACGACCCUUCUCGUCUGCAGAGGGGCCAGAAGCCACCCCGUCCCCGCAGCGACAAGGAGCAUGAGAUGAUCAAGGGCUGGGACGCACCUCACCCUGUUUGCGAGUUCUGUCACGAAGCGUUCUUCGGCCCCGACGAGCUCUUCAAGCACAUGCGCGAGAGGCACGAGGAGUGCUUUGUCUGCAAGCAGCUGGGUCACAAGGAUGUCUACUUCCAAAACUACGCAAAGCUUGAAAAGCACUUCAACCACGACCACUUCCCGUGCAACCAGCCCGUCUGCAUUGAGAAGAAGUUCCAGGUCUUUGGCAGCGAGCUCGACCUUCGUGCCCACAUGGUCGAGGAGCACGGUGAGGCCAUGUCUCAGCGCGACCGCGCCAAUGCCCGUACCCUUCACCUUGACUUCCGCCCCGAGUCUGGUCCCUCGCGUGCUGGUGGCCGCGGCUUCUCCCUGCCGUCUGGCCCUCCCGCCAGUGGACGUAUUGAGGCUCCCCAGGCCCAGCAGCUUGCUGCUCCGCCCAUGAACGCUGCGCAGGCCGCACAGCAGCGCCGCCAGGUGCAGACCGACCAGCGUGAGGAGAGCACUCGCCGCAGGAACUUUGACACUGGUCUGAGCGGAUCCAACAGUGGCCGUGCAUCGCCGGCUCCGGCUUCCGGCCGCCAGUCCCCCGAGGAGAGUGGCAGCGGUAGCGGGUUCAACACUCCCCGCGAGGAUGUGGACAAUGCCACCGCUCUCCGCCACGCCGCCUUGCUCAGUCGCAUGUCCAUGUUGGUCAACGACUCGUCGACCAAGCUUGCGUCGUUCCGCUCGUCUGUUCGCCAGUUUAAGAACAACGAGUCGUCGGCCAAGGACAUGCUGGACACCCUUUUCAAUGUUCUCGACCAGGACCCCGAGGCCACCAGUGGCGUCGUGCGCGAGAUUGCCAAUCUCUUUGACGCUCCCAGCGACCGCGACAAGCAAAAGGCCAUUCUGGAGGCUCUGAAUGCGUUCCGCAUCGAGAUCCAGGAGCAGUUCCCAGCCCUUGGCGGUGCCCCAACCGGUCUCGGGUCCAACUGGGCUGGUGUCUCGUCUGGCCGUAUCCUCUCGGCCAAGCGUGCCACCCACACGGGUCGCGGCAACCUCAACUCGCGUACUGUCUGGGACCGUGUUGAGGCUGCUGCCGCGUCGCACCCUGCCAACCGCCCGACGACGGGCGUCAACGGUCGCCACGUCCCCGGCGCCGGUGGUGCUCAGCCGACCUCGUUCCCUGCUCUCGGCGCGAACGCUGCUGCCGGGUCGUCGCGCGGCGCCGUCCACUCCACCCCUUGGGCCUCUGGCGGUGGCGGCGGUUCGUCGAGCAAGGCCCCGUCGGCGCUUGUCCCGCAGAUCCGCUCGGUCAACUUCCCGACCGUGUCGUCGUCCAAGCCCACCCCGGUCAACAAGGCGUCCUUCCCUUCCCUCCCCUCGAGCAGCUCGGCCAAGUCCAAGGCCGCCGAGCGUGCCGCCCUCUUCUCCAAGCCUACACCGCGCGACGAGUCGAUUGCGCGUAUCCGCGGCACCGCGCCGCCUGCGCCCAAGACCAACAACUGGGGUGUGGCGAGCGCCUCCAACGGUAUGGCGUCGAUGAGCGUCGAUGACAGUGACGCCCCCGUCGAGGAGCCCAAGCCUGCCAGCAAGAAGAAGGGCAAGCAGAAGCAGCUCCUCUUCACUGUCAGCGCUAGGCCGUCGUAG
Molecule: messenger RNA, 2469 nt
Organism: Apiotrichum porosum
Lineage: Eukaryota; Fungi; Basidiomycota; Tremellomycetes; Trichosporonales; Trichosporonaceae
Exons: 5
Coding region: 1-2469 (822 amino acids)
Biological process (GO): protein ubiquitination; rescue of stalled cytosolic ribosome
Molecular function (GO): ubiquitin protein ligase activity; ribosome binding
Source: RefSeq, a predicted model, not a curated record